Elephantulus edwardii (Cape elephant shrew) is the source of this 1422-nucleotide messenger RNA. Its product is annotated as zinc finger protein 658B-like. The record is from RefSeq and is a predicted model, not a curated record. The transcript has 5 exons. The coding region runs from base 1 to 1422 and encodes 473 amino acids. NCBI's taxonomy places the organism in Eukaryota, Metazoa, Chordata, Mammalia, Macroscelidea, Macroscelididae.
AUGCCAAAAUUCACUCAGGAGAGAGACCUGUUCAAUGUAUGGAAGAGUGCCAGAAACCGGAAGCGGAAGUCAGCCAACUUCCGUUCUCAGAGCGUGUGGUUAAACGCGUCGUCCUUAAGGUUGCGGGGGUUGUUUCUCUUUGUCUUGGUCACAUGUGGCGUGAUUGCCCUGCAGGAGGUGUCCGAGGUGGCCGCUUCCACCGUCCAGCGAUGUGUCCUGGGCCGCCUUCUCCUCCACGAGCCUCGGCCGCCGCGCUUUCCCGUCCUUCCCGCCCCCGCAGCCUCAGCUGCCCAGUGUCCGGAGCGGCCCUACACGCAUCACUGGGCCCGGAGAAAACAUGCAAGAACACAUACAGACGGGAAACCUUAUGAGUGUCACCGGUGUGGGAAAACCUUUCCUCGGCUUUCUCUUUUAACUCUCCAUGCCAAAAUUCACUCAGGAGAGAGACCUUUUCAGUGUAUGGAAGGUGAGAGAACCUUUUCUCAGUCGGAUCACCUCGUUAAACAAAGAGGAAUGCACACAAGAGAGAGACAGUAUGAGUGUAAGGAAUGUGGGACAGUAUUUUUAAACUCCAGUCACCUCAUUAGACAUAGAAGAAUUCACGGAGGACAGAGCCCUCAUGAAUGCAAGCAAUGUUUGAAGACCUUUUUUCACUUGUCUCAUCUUAGAAGACACAGAAGAACGCACACAGGAGAGAAGCCUCACGAAUGUGAAGAAUGUGGGACACCAUUCCCACGGUUAGCUGAUCUGAAGGAACACAGAAAAAUUCACACAGGAGAGAGACCUUAUCAAGGUGCAGACUGUGGGAAAACAUUUCCACAAUCAAGUCAGCUCAGUGCACAUAGAAGAAUUCACACAGGAGAGAGACCUUACGAAUGUCAGGACUGUGGGAAAACAUUUCCACAAUCAAGUCAGCUCAGUGCACAUAGAAGAAUUCACACAGGAGAGAGACCUUACGAAUGUCAGGACUGUGGGAAAACAUUUUCACACUCAAAUCACCUCACUACCCAUAGAAGAAUUCACACUAGAGAGAGACCUUACUACGUAUGUCAGGACUGUGGGAAAGCUUUUUCACAUUCAGGUACCCUCACUGUACAUAGAAGAGUCCACACAGGAGAGAGACCUUACACAUGUCAGGACUGUGGGAAAACAUUUUCUGUAUCACAUACACUCACUGUACAUAGAAGAGUUCACACAGGAGAGAGACCUUUCGAAUGUCAGGACUGUGGGAAAACAUUUUCACAAUUAGGUGUGCUCACUAAACAUAGAAGAAUUCACACUGGAGAGAGACCUUACCCAUGUCAGGAAUGUGGGAAAGCUUUUUUAGAUUUAGGUGCCCUCACUGUACAUAGAAGAGCCCACACAGGAGAGAGACCUUAUGAAUGUCAGGACUGUGGGAAAACUUUUGAUCGGAAUGCCUAA